AUGAAGGCGCUGGAGGGGAGCUCGCCGGGACAGGGCGAGGAGGAGCCGCCGGGACCGGCCCAGGGGCGCCGGCGGCGGCAGCGGCAGAGGGCGAGCUGCCGACCCAGCCCCUCACCCCGCAGGGAGCAGCAGGCAGAGCUGGCCGGGCUCCCCCCAUCUCCGGAUGAAGGUGCAGAAACCCUGGAGGAGCCGCUGCUGAGCCUCCCCAGUGAGCUCUCAGUGCUGGACAGGCUUGGCUUGCACAGGGUGGCUUUGACCGAGCAGGAUCUGGAGGCAGCCUUUGCCCACCUCGCCCUGGCUUUUCGCUGCGACGUGUUCACCCUGCAGCAGCGGGUGCAGGUGGAGAAACGGGCACGGGAUGCAGCAGAGGAAAACAUCCAGGAGGAGCUGGGGCAGUGCCGGGCUGCCCUGGAGAGGCUGGGCCGGUCCUGCGCCAAUGCAGGCUGCAAGGAGACGCUGCAGCAGCUGCAGCACAACCUGGCCGUGCUGUCAGCAGCCGUUGAGCGGGCAACCAGUGCCGCAGAGAAACUGGGGGCUGUGCACCAGGAGGCCCGGAUGAGCCGAGCAGCAGAGGUGAUGGUCCAGCACGUGGAGAACCUGAAGCGGCACCACCAGCGGGAGCACGCGGAGCUGGAGGAGAUGAAGCGCCUGAUCCAGCAGAACUCCCGCAACCGGCAGCUGGCAGAGACCCAGGAUGAUGUGGAGCCACGGCUGAGACCUCACCCCCUGAAGAGAACUUUCCAGCAGGGCUCUGCCCGCCGCAGGGUCAGCAUCGCCGUCAUCCCCAAGCAGCUCUUGCCAGGUGCCAGCCCUGAGAGCCGAGCAGCCCCCGCAGGUGACCUGGAGCCCGAGGGGGCCCAGCGCUGGCCCAGCACCCAGAGGAGAGAGCUGGAGCCACAGGGCCAGGACAGCGCCGUGACAGAGAAGCUGGUGGCAGAGGCAGAUGGCAGAGGCUCAAGCGCAGGGAACGAGGAGCCGGAGCAGCUUGGGCUGACGUCCAAGGGGUCUGCAGGGGAGCUGUGGCGUCCAUGGCUCUUCUUCCCACAGCACUACUGGCUUUUCUUCUGGCUGCUUCUCCUGAGCAUCGCCUUCCUCCUCCUCGUCCGUGUCCUGGAGCUGCAGCGGGUGCAGUCUGCAGCAUCAUCCAAGGCCUAGCUGGACCAGGGAGGGGCAGCUCAGAGGCAUCUCUGCUCCUUCCCCACGUCCUAAAACACCAAACCCCUAGAAUAAUAAAAUGGGAGGAAAAA
Onychostruthus taczanowskii (white-rumped snowfinch) is the source of this 1247-nucleotide messenger RNA. Its product is annotated as inositol 1,4,5-triphosphate receptor associated 2-like. The record is from RefSeq and is a predicted model, not a curated record. The coding region runs from base 1 to 1155 and encodes 384 amino acids. Gene Ontology annotation, cellular component: endoplasmic reticulum membrane. The transcript is spliced from 12 exons. Lineage: Eukaryota; Metazoa; Chordata; Aves; Passeriformes; Passeridae.